Molecule: messenger RNA, 2573 nt
Organism: Daphnia pulicaria
Lineage: Eukaryota; Metazoa; Arthropoda; Branchiopoda; Diplostraca; Daphniidae
Product: serine/arginine repetitive matrix protein 2-like
Exons: 5
Coding region: 173-2203 (676 amino acids)
Source: RefSeq, a predicted model, not a curated record
GUAUAGAUGGCGAGUGGCAGUAGUAUCGUUUUGAAGCUCUCAAAGCGUCAUAGAACUCGAGCGGAAUCAUGCAAUUGUUUUGAAUUAAUUUAACAGUGAAGUUUUUAAAUCCCAUUCUUGUUGAAAUUUAAGUUAUCCAAGCUUUUCCUGACAUCCACAUAUCAAAAUUAAUAUGGGAUCUCCCAGAAGAGCACAACAGGACCAGGACAGCAGAGUUGAUAUCAAAGAUAGGCUGCAAGCAUUAGCAAAAUCAUCAAGUGGAGUUAAGAAAAGUUCAAGCUCAAACAAUGAUAGAACUGCUUCCAAAUCCCAAAACAGCAGCCAGUCUGGGAGAGACCGUGGAAGAAAUAACAAGCUUUCUAGUCGCAAGGAUUCCAUGGAACGUGUGAUGGAACGUGCAAGAACGGAAGGUGGGAACCGUUGGACAAAAAAGUUAUUAGACGAAGAAGCCAAAGAUCCUGAUCGUUGGGGUCACAGUGGAUUCAAAGAAAUGUACAAAAAUGAACUUGGCAUCAGUAGAAGUCGAAGAUCACGUUCUCGUGAGAAAACAAGCGCACGUCGUUCGAGAUCUCGCGAACGUGCCCAUAAAAUCGAAUCAGGACGGACCACAAGUAAUCGAGAAAGAAGUGGUGGUGGAGGAGUAGGAGGAGGGCAGCGCAAAAAUGUCCGUCCUCAGAUUAAACGUAGUUUUUCCAGCUCUGAUCGUAGCCCAAAUUCAGAUGUCAAAAGACGAUCUGAUUCGAGUAAACGUCCCAGCAACGGAGCUUCACACGAAAGGAAAUUGGUUUCAGACAAAUUUGCAAAAACAAAUGCCAGUCGAACGAGCAGACUUGAUUUGAGCAAGAAGCCAGCAGAAAAUCGACGUGAACUAGCGUCCAGGAAAGACAGGGUUGUGAAGAAAAACAGUCCGUUGCGAUCCCGCAGUCGUAGUCGAAGUCCUCUUCGACAGACAGAGAAAAAUAAUGGCCCAUCUAGAAAGCAGAUUGCUGGUUUGAAGACUAAAUCCAGCACGCGACGUGGGCCAGUCUCUCCGCCGGAACGUGGUCGCUCCUAUUCCGGAACGCCUUCUCGGUCGUCUACGUCCCCAAUAGCACGACGUCGGAACUGCUUGAGCGACGAUGCGACCAGUCGAAGCAGCUCUUCACUAUCUCAUUCAUCCUUUUCUCGAUCGUCGUCUUCUUCGUCAAGCAGCAGUGGAUCAUCGACUAGUUCAAGUUCAAAAGAAACUGGCUACCGCAAAAGAUCUGCCCUGAAACCCAAAUCUCCACCUGCUCCUCGUACGAAAUUGAAGGAGCAGCUCAGGCCAGCACAAGAGUUGCAUGCCGCAAAGCAAACUUCUGCCUCCAAGACUGUCAAACGCCCAAUUUCAGCUAGCAAUAAAGUUGUAUCGCCCGUGAAAAAGCGUCGUGCACUCUCAGAAUCAGAUUCAAGCUCCAACGAGUCUAGCUCUGAAACAGACGACGACGACAUGGAAGAAGGCGAAGAAGAAGAGGAAGGUGAAGACACAGGAGAAGGUCCCAAUGCUGCCAAGGAACUCAAAUCUGGAAACCUCGGCUCUCGCCUUUCGUUGUCGGAGAGAUUCGGAAAACUAGCCCAGUUGAGUUCUCAAAGAAGAAAUUUGGAGUUGGUUCAAUUGCGAAUCGUAGCUCCUGUCGGGGGAGCUGCGACGACUGAGAAGAACGUGAGCAUUGAUGAAGCUAGCGCUGCUCCAGUCAUAUCGAAUGCAAAAGCCGCAAGGGAACGUUCAAUCGAAUUAUCUCAACCGCCCAUCAAUCAUCACCAUCACCAUCAAAUUAAGCAUGUCCAUCCGCCUGAAGAACCGAUUCGAAAAGACGAACGAGCACGAGAUGACAGAUGGAGAGAUUGGCAUGAAAGAUACGAUCAGUACCGACACGUCCAGCCUCCUCGUCAGCUACCACGAGACUGGGAUGACAUUCGUGUUCGUCACAAAUAUUAUACAGAUCGAGGUUAUUUCGGCCACGAUAUGACGUUGGAGGAGUUGUCGCGAUGGGAAGCUUGGUGGCAUCGCUAUCAACUGUGGCGACGUGGCUACGAACACGCUUGGGUGAAAACUCACGGUCCACACGUCCCUGUCGAAUACCCUGACUGGACCAAUUAUAGAUCUACCAAUAAUCGAGGAGAAGUCGUCCAACCAAGUUCGAUGAGUUCUUCUAUUCGCAGCAGACUUGGAUGGAGACGAUAGCGUUUCGGCUGAUUAGCAGUUCUGACACAAGAGACUAUAGGAUAUUUUGGAACUAAAAGGAUUGUGUUUCUCGUUUGUAUUUUAUGGACUUUGUGGUAAGUCGUUUGGACUCCACAUGUAAGACUUUGUUUUAUCGUCUCACCGUCCGUCAGAAUCGACUUGAAUCGAACCGACGAAUUAAUUUACGAAUGGAAAAUGCUCCUUAGAUUUUGUACAGGGGCAGCAUAAUGCAGAUACAGUGAUAUAGCAAAUCAUAACAUCUUUAGUAAUAUACUAACUGUUCUGCUGAUUGUAAAGUGUGAUUUGACGCCACUAUUGUGCUUACUGUGUAUCAUUCAGGGUGCAAUAGAUCAGUUUUAGCGUUUUACAA